AGAAAACAAGAUAAUAAUGAAAGCAAAGAAAAAGAGACUGGCACCUUACAUUCGCGCGUGCAUGCAACUAAAGAAGUAUUUUUACAGACUCUUGUAGUAAUUAUUAAGGGAAAGAAAGCGCAGCGUAAAGCUAGAAUUAUUUUAGAUACGGGUUCUCAAAAGUCUUAUAUUAUGAAAUCUACUGCAGAAGAGUUAGGUUUUGAUUUUGAAAGGAAAGAAGAAUUUUCGACCUCAUUAUUUGGGGGUAAGAAAACAGAAAUUCAACGGCACAAAUGUUAUAAAAUAUAUCUCGAUAGCCUUGAUGGUAAAUAUAGUUGUAAUUUAGGUGCAUUGGAUCAGGAAAUAAUUUGUAAUAAUGUUUCUAGCAUUAGACAAGGGCCGUGGAUUCGAGAAUUGAGACAAAAAAGGAUAUUUAUAACUGAUUGUGGGAAUUCAGGACCUAUUGAAGUUCUUUUAGGGGCUGAUGUUGUUGGUAAACUAUUUACGGGUAAACAAGAACAAUUAAAAUCUGGAUUAGUGGCCUUGGACACUAAAUUAGGAUGGACAUUAAUAGGGAAGGUUCCUCAGUUUGAAAACCAUGAUAAUUUAAAUAUGACAGUUGUAAAUAUGCUUUCUCAAGAAUUACCUGUUUCGUUUUUAUGGGAUUUAGAAUUACUUGGUAUUAGAGAUCCUGUUGAACAAAACACUAGAGAAGAUACACAAAAGGCAGUUAUGAUUCAUUUUCGAGACACAGUUCAUCAAAAUUCAGAUGGAAGAUACGAAGUAAGCUUACCAUGGAAAAAGGAUCAUGCUUUAUUACCGAAUAAUUAUGAGUUGUCUCUUAAAAGAUUAAAAUCUACUAACAAGAAAUUAGAAAAAACGGGAUAUGAAAAGAAAUACCAGCAAGUUUUUGAUGAAUGGAUAGAAGAAGAAGUGAUUGAGAAAGUUCCACAAGAAGAAUUGUCAAUUAAAGGUACACAUUACCUCCCACAUCGCCCAAUUAUUAAGGAAAAGUCAACGACAACUUCUUUGAAAAUCAGACCCGUCUGUCGGAGCUAA
Molecule: messenger RNA, 1038 nt
Organism: Parasteatoda tepidariorum (common house spider)
Lineage: Eukaryota; Metazoa; Arthropoda; Arachnida; Araneae; Theridiidae
Source: RefSeq, a predicted model, not a curated record